AACAGGCUGCAAACCACAGAUUCUGUUGUUGGGAAAUAAGUCUGCAGCUGUUGGAGCCUCGUGAACUGUGAGACGUGUGGAUUUUCUCGCUGCAUCAGGAGGAGCAGGUUUUUAGCUCCAGACAAACGGCGUUUUAGCUCCUGAACUUGAACCUGUGAGCUGUGAGCGGUGCAUGAGCACCUGCUUGCACAACACUGCCCCGUGGUGUCAAACAGCAGGGAGUCCUCCUCUGAGCAUGAGGCAGAGCUGAGUUUCUGCUCGUGCUUUGAUCUGUGGCCACCUUUUUAUCUCAUCAUUUAGACUGGAUCACACUGUUCACCAGCAGAGACCCUCCACUGGUGGAGAAGCUGCUGAAACCCAGGUCUCACCUCCAGUCUGAAAACAUGAGGCUUUAAAUACAUUAGUGGUCUUUGUUGACGGACAAAACAAAAGACAAUAAGUGUCAUUAAGGUGACUGACAGGUCAGCAGUACUGAAGGUUGCCAGGUUUGUUUGUGUGUAAACUGCUGCUUUCCAGCGGGUGCUGACGACUUCAGUGUCACAUGACUUGUGUGCUUCCUCUCAGAGCAGCGGAUUCAGGACUGAGGAUGCUUCACACGCUCGGCGCGGCCAUGGCGCUGAGCGGCUGGCUGCUGGUGGUGGCGGCCUGCUGCCUGCCCGCGUGGAAGGUGGCGGCCGUCGGCGCCGCCCGGCCCGGCUGGACGGGCCUGUGGGCGAGCUGCGUGGAGCAGAGCGGCGGCCGCAUGCGGUGCCAGCGCUUGGACUCCGUCCUGGCGCUGCCUCGUGACCUGCAGGCGGCUCGGGGCCUGACCCUGCUGUCGCUGGUGACCGGGCUCUGCGGCGCCGGGGUCUCGGUGCUCGGGGGGCGCUGCGUGCGCUGCGUGGAGAACGAGCGCUCCCGGGCCCAGGCCCGCGUCCUGGCCGGGAGCUUCUUCGCCGUCUCGGGGUGUCUGUGCCUGGUCUCCGUGUCGUGGUCGGCCUACGCCACCGUGGCCGGCGCCGGCGCCGACCCGCUGACGGCGGAGGCCCGGAGCUACGCGCUGGGAGCCGCCCUGUUCAUGGGCUGGGCGGCGGCGGCGCUGCUGCUGGCGGGAGGAGGCCUGCUGUGUGUGAAGUGCCCGCCGAGGCGUGAGCACGCGGCCGGGGUCGUUACGUUCACACCCGUGAGCUCCACCACCUCCAAGGAAGGCGUGUAGAUGACGGCUGCUGGUUGUCCUCAUUUUGUCUGGUCAGAACUACAAAGUUUAGUUGCUGUGUUGUGGACGUGAAUCACAGUUUAUGGACUUUGUGAACUCUAUAAAUAUAUGUUAGAAGCGUCGCACCUCCUCCUUUAUGUAUCACAUCAUUGAUUGUGAAGCCUCCAAAAAUACUUUGUUGUCCGUGUUUGUUUGUUACAGUUGCAUAAAACUAUUAAAGGUGAUGAUACUAUUGAA
Messenger RNA from Betta splendens (Siamese fighting fish), 1432 nucleotides. RefSeq names its product claudin-4-like. Lineage: Eukaryota; Metazoa; Chordata; Actinopteri; Anabantiformes; Osphronemidae. Gene Ontology annotation, cellular component: plasma membrane; bicellular tight junction. The record is from RefSeq and is a predicted model, not a curated record. Bases 542 to 1195 code for a protein of 217 amino acids. Gene Ontology annotation, molecular function: structural molecule activity. Gene Ontology annotation, biological process: bicellular tight junction assembly; cell adhesion. The transcript has a single exon.